AUGUUCCAUGAAAACAUCCAAGACGAUGCGGAGCUGUUGGUAAACGAGACUCUACUCCCAGAAUUGCCCGAUGGCGGCUACGUGGAGGUUUGGACGUACAACAAGCCGGCCGGGGACCCACCCCGCGAACGCCGCGUGGUGCUGCAGGUGAAGCUGAGCAAAGGGUUCACGGGCUCUUCUUACUUCAGCAUCAGAAACUCGACAAGGGAAGCGUUCGACCUAGGGGAUAAGCAGAACGAGUUGAAGAAGCUGGUGAUGGUGUCCGUGAAGCCCGAGGAUGUCCUUGCCGACCACGUGGAGCUCAACGUCAAGGGCAUCUUCAUGCCUCGCGGCGACCUCUACCGCAUGAUGAGCAGCAUCGUGGGCAAGACCGUGUACGGCUCCAAGACCUUCCAAGUGCCGGGUGACGACCGGGGCAACAUGCGCGUGAGGGUACACCACGUGAACCGGAAAUCGCAGGCGAUCUACGCAGGCGUCGUAUCCAAGAAGACGCACGUCAUCUGCAGGUCCAGGUCGUCGCGCAUAUUCUGGCUCGUGCAGCUGACGCCCGAGAUGUACGACACCAACCAGCACGGAGACGUGUACUACGAGGUGUUUCUCCGCUUCGUCGAAGACCUGGUAGAGAGGUGGAGAGAGAUGGACGUCACGCACCACCUGACCGUCGUCUUCUUUUGCCGGGUCUACUUCGCCGGGAACAAGGGGGCUGACCCGGUGACCCCGCCGGAAGGGCUUUAUAGGAGGCCGAUCCGGACGGCACCGGAUGGAAGGCUGUAUGAAGACACCUACAAGGUGGUAAUCGCCAACGAGACCAAGACCGAAUACGACGGCGACUUCAAGCUCCGUUGGCGCCUGCACGAUGAGUUUCACGCCUUCCCCCGCCAGAUGGGUUGGUGGAAAUUGGUCAACCUCAACGCGCCUACCCCGGCCGCCCGCGCUCAAGCUCGAGCGCAGGCCGGGGGCGGGACCGGCGGGGCUGCAGGCGACCGUUCCGCACCCGAUUCGGAAAAGUUGAACCUGAGGACACCGGGCGUUCGGUUGGCCGUGCCGGCUUUGGCGAAACAGGGGAAUGUGGUGGAGGCGCUCAAUGUGAUCGUCAACGUGCUCGACAAGCACUACCUGGAUCGCGACCUCAGUCGGUCCGGCAACUCCGUGGUGAUGAUCACGGCAGGCCCGGGCGUGUUCAACGUGGACGGCAAGCUUUCUGCCAUCACAACUCAGAGGAUGAUGGACAAUGGCAUCGGGAUGGACAUGGUGUCCCUCAGCAGCCCGCCUCUUCAUACCGGACCUCUGUUCAUCUCGAAGCGUCUCAAGAAGGAGACCGUCCCUGUAGCAUCCACUAGCACCAUUCCUCCCUACCAGCACGAGCACCACCAGGAUGGCCGCCUCGAGGCAGCGAACGCGGCGGCUGUGCAAGCGAGCAAGCAGGAACAGCAGCACCAUCACCGCCACCACCAUGUCCAUCACGGCGCCGAAGUCGCAGGCUCGGGGCGUCGGUCAAGCACGACCAGCGAGGAGGUUCUGAUCCAGGAGCCGCCCAAGUAUGAGCUUCCGCACUGGAUGAACUUGACCUUCGCUGCUGCGGCCGAACCCCGAAACCGUCACCGGUACGGCGAUCCCCCGAAGGCGCCAUCCGAGGGGCUCGCCAGCACCGCUGUGCCCGUCGCCAAGCCCCCCGGCACGAAGAGACCGGUGACCAUGCCGAAGAUCAUCUGGCCGGAGCAGCUGCGCUGGAAGUCGAACGGCAAGAUCGACAUGAGGUCGCUGGACAUGCCAUUCCUGCUGAAGAAGCUGCUCGAUUGGCGGCAGGACCACCCUGACGUGAUCGAUAUCGCGGGGCCCCCUGACCCGGACGACAUGGACUUGGCCGACGACGGCCAGCUGGAGCGGAGGAAGGCGGAGGCCAAGCGGUGGGACGACGAGAACAACGUCCGGCCGUACCGGCUCCGAAAGUGGCACGCCGUCGAGACCAAGUUUCCGCAGCCGCCGCACGGCAUCGAGGGCGCCGCCGAGCACGCACGGAUCCUGAGGAAGGACCGUAAGAAGCUCCGCAGGCAGCUCUCCGCCGCCGUCGAGUCGGCCGCUCUCCUCCCCGAGGGCCGUGGCGGCGGGGGCGGCGGCGGUGGUGGCGGUGGCGGCGGGGGUGACCACCGGCAACGGUCCCCGGCGGGGUCGUCCUGUUCGGCCGGUCGCCUCCUCCCGCCGGAGAUGCUGCUGUCGUCUUCUCCGGGCGCGGCCGCGUACGUCGGGAGCCCGCGUAGCCUCGGCAGGCUGUAUCAGCUCGCCAGACCGUUCCCGGACAAGAACAACGUCGUCGCGGUAGUGGCGCAGCCGUCCCUGAUAGGCUCACCUCGGGGGCCCAAGCCGUGGGGGAUCGGCGGUAGCGCCGGCGGGGUCGGUGACGGCCGCGGCGGCAGCGGUGGGAACUCCGGAGGGGCGGCGGCUAAGCUGUGGGGGACCGGCAGCAGCAGCGCCUCUGGUGGUCUUGGAGACAGCGGUAGCGGUAGCGGUAGCGGUGGCAGUCCGGGUGGCUUGGUGCCAGCAACCCACCCUGGUGCUGCGACCAUCAGCGGGGGCGCCGGCGGAGCGGAACCGGGGGUACCAACCAAGAGUAGGCCCCCCCCUGCCCCGCGAGAGCGUGGGGGGGAAAAGGACUGGACGGCGUGCGAAAGAAAAGUGAUGGGGGAGAAGGCCUUCGCACUGUUUUUGCCGAAGUGGAGGGAGCACGACAACAGUGUUGACCGGCCGUCAAGCGAAGAGGACGAGAAGCCCCGAGGAGCGUCGGCCAAGGUGGCCAAGAAGAAGGCCAAGGCGUCCAAGAUGGGAGACUGGGGCAGCCUUCUCACAGAGGGGGACGAGGAAAAUUACCCCUCGGGGGGGUUGUCGGGCCCGCUUUCUUCGCCGAGGCCUGCGCUUCGGAACGCCGUGGGACUGUCGGGGAGCGGCGAGAAGCCGCACACCCUGGAACAGAUGGUGGAGCGCGCGGAGCGCAAGAAGGAGGACGCCUUGCGCGAUCGAAACCGCUCCAGCGGCAGCGGCGGCAACGGCGGUGGAGGCGCCGGAAACGGCCGGUCGUCUACUCUCAAGCCUCCCGUUUCCAGCGGAAGGUCGCUGAGCGACUCAAGUCCCAACGCCGGCGGGGAAAACCCAGGACCGUCUCCGGCGGGCCCAACCGUAGUGGAAGGGGGUCUGUCGCCGCCGCUCUAUUCCCUCGAGAAGGCGGCGCUCGGAAGGUCGCCCAUAGGGCAGACACCGGUGAUACGGUCACCGCUAGGGAGAUCGUCGCUGGGACAGUCGCCGCUGGAGCAGUCGCCGCUGACACGGUCGCCGCCGUCAGCGGCAACCACCGCCAUCACCGCCGCCGCCGCGAACGAGAGGGCGCACGGUGGAGUUGGUAUUGACGAUAUCACCCGAGGCGGUACCUCCAGCGCCGGCUCCUCUCGCGGCGGCGGCGGCGGCGGCCCUCGACAACAGUACGCGCAAGGAGAAAAAGGCUCCCCCACAGGCGGCGAGAGCGGCGGUGGUGGCAGCGGCGGCCAGAAGGGGGCGGCGGCCGCCACCGCCGCAACGGCGCCGCCACUAAAAAUCUCGAGGUCAUCUAGCGACAGCGUAAGGUACUUCGAAAAUUGGGGCAAGUGGGUGCCGAAGAAGCCGAGAGAAAAGAACUCGCCAAAGGGCGUGCACUCGCCCGAGCAGGCCGGAGAGUCGUCGUCGGGCCGCGCAAGGGGCGGAAGCGGGAAGGGGCUGGGGCGAUCUCCCCUCAGGGACGCGGGUUUGCUGUGCACGCCGAGCUCGAGCCUGGAGCAGCAUCAGCCCGGCGGGUUCACGGCUAGGCUGGUCGGGGACAAGCUCAAGGUGCCUCUCGGCAGGCCCCCGAUGCGUCGGCCGGUGGACCCGUCGCCGGCCAACGCCAAUCCUCGCAGCUACGACUGCAUUAGCUCCCUGUCGGAAGACCACAGUCACAGCCAGGGAACGACCGGCCUUGGCUCCGACAACACCACCGACGAGGCGUUCGACCGCGACGGCCACUACCAGGCCAGCUACGGUAGCGCCGUCUCGACGGGGCCCCCGGCGCUCGGUGGACGCGGCGGCCCGACAGCCGCCGCCGUCGCCGCCGCCGCCGAUGCCGGUUUCUCCAGGCGCGAGCCUUCUUCCGCCGUGCGGUCGAGGGUGAACACCUCCGACUCCUCCUUCGCGAAGUCGAGGUUCGGCACCGUCUACGGAAGCGAGGCGAGCCUCGGCGGCGGUGGUGCAGGGAAGAGUCGGCCAAUCGCGGAGCAGGAGUUCAACCCGUUCCAGACCGCGGACGAGCGGCAGCUUCUGAGAAUCCGCACGCACAACCGGCGGCGCUGGAGCCACGUGUUCUCCCGAGGGGAGACGGAGUUCCAGACGACGGACACCAUGCCUGGCCCGAUUUAUCGCUCCCUGUGCCAACCGGUUCUGCUGCCGACAUCGAUCGACUAUGUUCCGACGCAGAAGAUCCUGGAAGACGACUACGUGGAGUCAGGAUACGACAUCGCGAUAGCCAACGAGUUCAAGAACAACCCCGAGAGGGCGAAGCUCGUGGUGGAGGAGAUGGUCGCGCAACGGAUAGCCCAAGAUUUCCAGUUGGUCGAACAGCCUGCCGAGACCAAUGUGCGCUCUAGGCUGUGGACGUCCUACCAGCAGCUGGCGAAAAGAGGCCGCGACUUCUCAACGAACAACAACUUCUUCACCGUGGGGGAGGGGCUCGUGCACAUCGUUUCCAUGGGGCACCGGCUGCAAACUAUCUCGUACACCCAGGAGAACUCAACGGUCAAGGUUCGGAAGUUUACCCUCAAGGCGGGCAUGGACUCCGAAUACAGCGCGUACGAGUACAGCUUCUCGCUCUGGGGCUCCCUGACGGGCUACUCACAGCCGGUGAAGCAGGAGUUCUACAAGUACCCGAAACCUGCGUACAACUUCAACUACGUCGAUCAGCUCAUCUCCGGAGAUGAGGAGCAACUGUGGGAAGUCACCAAGUACCGGCGGCUCCUCUUCAACAUCGUUCCUCCCAAGGUGACCAACGCAGAGGAGGAAGAAGCCUUCGCCGACGCCCUGGACAGGUUCGCCGAGCACCUCAACGGCAAGAGGACGCUCGUCUCCCAAGACCCCCGGCAUGGCACGGCGCCGACCGUGUCCUUCGCCCUGCGCAGAAAAUUCCCCAAAGUUUCUGCCGGUGGUGUGGAUGAGGACAACGGCGCCGAGUGCCAGGCGGCGAGGAAUGGGCGGGCGGAGUCGGCGACGGCGACGGCGAGCUCUCGAAGAAUGUCCUCAGAGUACUCCUCCCGCGGUGGGGAGGUUGGGGCCGUUAGGGGUAGGGCUUCGUGGGGAUCGAGCGGCGGGGAGACCUCGGUGGCGGCGGCAGCGGCAGCAGCAGCGGCAACAGCGGCGGUGGUGGAUGCGGCGGGAAGGGAUGACGGGCCUGCAACUGCGAGUUCCGUGACGGUGAGGAUGGACAUGACCACAAAGGCGCCGGUUGCCCCGGCAGCGGACACUCUAGGGGUCGGCGGCGGCCGUGGCCCCAGCGCGGCCGGGGCAGACACUGUCGCCAGAGGAGGCGGCAGAGGUAGAGACUUGAAAGACAACAGGGACCGCAAGGAUAGGGAUAGAGAUGGAAGAGACCCCAAGGGCAAGGAUAAAAGGCACGGCGGCGGCGGUGGCAAGGGGUGGAACGGCAAGGUCGGCGGGGUCGAGAAGGGCGGAAAGGCGGCGGCGGCGGCGGCGGGCGAGGCUACUGAGGAGAAGCCGGAAGACGCGCCUCCGCCGCCGCACAAGGAGUGGCUCGACGUUGUCCAUGACAAGGAUGUAGACAUCUCGCGCGUCAUCCACGUCGACGUGCACUGGCUCCUGUGCAGCGCGGCCAAGGUCACCGAGUACGUGACGGGUCUGCGCCGCUGCGCCCACGACCUCCAGCUUCAGCUUCUCCAGGCGCCCACCUACACCAGAGUGCCGGAAAUCAACACGCACCCGCUCGUGACGCACCCGUACAUCGAGAUCCCCCCAUGCUCCGCUCGCGAGGAGAAAGACAUCCUGUUGCGGGUGCAGAACCACAUGGUCGACUCGAACGACUACGUGAGGUGCUGCGACGUCACCACCGACUGGAAGUCCUACGGCCUACCGGUGCCGCCACCGAACGUGGACUUGUCCGGAAAGGUUCUCGCCGUGCCCCGGCCGAAGGGGAGAGCGUACAUGCACCGCACGGGCGCUGUCUUCGUGCGUGUCGCCCCCGGGGGACUGGUGCUACUUCCGAACGUGCACUGGCGCGACAGCGGAGAGCACGCGGAUCAGCCGCCGGGACGAAACCGCCAGCUUCAACGGCGACUGAGAGACACCCUUAACAACUUGGUGGUGGUGACACACAACGCCCAAGCGGCAGCGACCAGCGUGAUCAGCGAGGCCGUGGACAACGUGUUGAACCACAUCGCGGCCACGUGAAAACCACGAGCAAGGACCGCGCAGUACACAGCAGUAGUCUCAUCAAUAACUCCAUGCUCGCGUCUUGGGGCAAGUGCGUAGCUUGGGAGAGAAAGUUGGAGGGGUCUACGUUGUGGGAAGCAACUUUGAUGACACGUAGCUGAUGUAGGGGUCUCGCGUUUGGGAGGCACAACUUGCAAGCGGAACAUGUCUUGCGGGAUAUAGACUGUACACCAAGAUGUUGCACGAGUGUGUGCAUAGAUUUGAAUGGUUUGCUUCGGGUCGUUUUUUCUGUGUGAAAUUUGUAGAUUUUUUGUAGGUUCCCAGAACGGGGUACUGACCAAACACGUUGUUGUUUGUGCACGAGGGAACAGCAAUCUGCGGCCCCUCCGAUAUUCGCUUCCAUGGGGCAUGCGCUGCGGCUGCCUCAUCCUGUUUCGUUGUACAAAUGGCGUUGGCACCAUGGGUUUCGCCUUGUAUCUUGUGCUUGUUGUGUAUGUUUGUCACAAGUUAAAUAGUUGGUUGCAACCAACGAACGCCGUUUAUUUACACCUCAGUGUUUUGAGAAGAAUUCUCCUUUUUUGGUCGGGUGCUUCGUUCUGUUGAUUGAUUAGUCUGGGUGCGUCGCGAAUGCAAAUUAGACGUUGGCUUGUGAGACGAUCGUGUAUUGGCCUUUGUUUUUUCCUUCAGUGCCACAGCAGUGUGCGUAGCGCCUGCCUACGGCUUAGCAGCAUUUUCCCCUCGUCAUGGUAUUAUUAUUCCCAAGAUAAUGGUAGAUAUUUAUGGUCUGACGAUGCUGCUUGAGACUGACUGCAACUCAUUUAUUUGUAAAUCGUGCACCGCGGACCAGAAGAUGAAAAGACGAGGGUGACAAACCCUACAAAUGUUCCUAAGCUCAUGUGGGGCAUGAUUUUCGGAUUUCCCUGGAAAAGAAGUGGAGUGUCACAGCUAGCACGUUCCGCGGACAAGACCGUUGCUUUUUCUCCCUAAUAAGUCAGAGUGAGUGAGUUAUCUGAAAAGGAGGAACUCAUGAAGUGAUCGGAGCAUUUGC
Messenger RNA from Ectocarpus siliculosus, 7483 nucleotides. Lineage: Eukaryota; Phaeophyceae; Ectocarpales; Ectocarpaceae. The record is from the annotation of a GenBank genome assembly.